AUGUCGCAACUCACUCCCCUUCGUCCCGGUGUCUAUGCACCAACAAUGACCUUCUUCGAUCCCCAGACCGAGGAACUUGACACUGCCUCCAUCCGCCGCCAUGCAGUUCGCCUAGCCAAGGCCGGUCUGGUUGGUCUCGUCACCAUGGGAUCUAACGGCGAAGCCGUCCACUUGACCCGCGAGGAGCGCAUGACAGUCACCCGCGAAACCCGCUCAGCCCUCGACGAGGCCGGUUUCCAAAACGUGCCCGUUAUCGCCGGUGCCAGCGAGAACAGCAUCCGCGGCACUAUCGAUCUGUGCAAGGAAGUCGCCAGCUCAGGCGGCGAGUAUGCUCUCAUCGUGCCUCCAAGCUACUACCGCGCGGCCGUCGGCAACGACGAGACUCUAUACGAGUACUUCACAGCCGUCGCUGAUGGAUCUCCCAUCCCUCUCAUUCUAUACAACUACCCAGGUGCUGUUGCCGGAAUCGACAUGGACUCUGACCUUAUCAUUCGCAUCUCCGAACACCCCAAUAUCGUCGGCACAAAGUUCACAUGUGCUAACACCGGAAAAUUGACUCGUGUUGCAUCUGCACUGGGUGCUAUUGUUCCUCCCUCACCCCUGGCUCCUGCCCAGCGUACUGCUGCAACUGUCUCCAAGCCUAACGCUAAGCACCCUUACGUUGCGUUCGGCGGUAUUGCUGAUUUCAGUCUCCAGACUCUUGUCUCUGGUGGCUCGGCUAUUCUCGCUGGUGGUGCGAAUGUUAUCCCCCGUCUUUGUGUGCGCAUCUUCAACCUUUGGUCUGAGGGCCGUCUGGCUGAGGCUAUGGAAGCUCAGCAGCAGCUUAGCGCUGCCGAUUGGGUUCUUACCAAGGCUGCUAUUCCGGGUACUAAGUCGGCUAUCCAGUCUUACUAUGGAUACGGUGGAUACCCACGUCGCCCUCUUGGUCGUCUGAGUGAUGCUCAGGCUCAGGAGAUUGCCAAUAAGAUUAAGCCAUCAUUGGAUGUGGAGUUAUCGCUGAAGGAUGUGGCAUAG
Messenger RNA from Penicillium angulare, 1014 nucleotides. RefSeq names its product dihydrodipicolinate synthase family protein. Gene Ontology annotation, molecular function: 4-hydroxy-tetrahydrodipicolinate synthase activity. NCBI's taxonomy places the organism in Eukaryota, Fungi, Ascomycota, Eurotiomycetes, Eurotiales, Aspergillaceae. The record is from RefSeq and is a predicted model, not a curated record. The transcript has a single exon. The coding region runs from base 1 to 1014 and encodes 337 amino acids.